GGUUUGGCGUUUGCCAAUUGCCGGGUGCUUGUCGCUGGUUUCGCCGCUGCUCCAGAGGACUAUAAAAGCGGUGGUUCAUCGCUAGCAAAGCAUACUCGUUCAAUCGCAACCGGUAGACUACCACACCACACACUUCAACAUGUUCAAGCUGUUCGUCCUCGCCGCCCUCGUGGCCGUCACCGUCGCUGCCCCAGCUCCAGGACUUCUGACAUCUCCAGUCGUGUCGACCUAUUCCGUUCCCGCGGUCGUUGGCUCCGUUCCUGUGAGUGGCGCCUAUUCCGCAGUGCCCGCCUAUGGCCGCUACGCAUCUCCUCUGAGCUACUCGGCUGUCUCCCCGUAUGCCUACAAUCCCGCCGUCAUCAGCCCCUACGCUAGCGCUUACGCUAACCCUUACGCGUACUACCAGUAAGAGGACACGGGACGGAGUGUGAAAAAUUGUUGACGAAACAAGCACGGCUAAACUGCGAGUAACGCUUUACGAAAAUUUGGAAAUAUGUAACGCAUUUAAGUAACAACGGCAAAUAAAAUGUAAAAAAAAGAUAUCACUUA
This is a messenger RNA of Diprion similis, 549 nucleotides long. RefSeq lists its product as uncharacterized. The record is from RefSeq and is a predicted model, not a curated record. NCBI's taxonomy places the organism in Eukaryota, Metazoa, Arthropoda, Insecta, Hymenoptera, Diprionidae. The transcript is spliced from 2 exons. The coding region runs from base 140 to 409 and encodes 89 amino acids.